UUGUCAGCAAUUAAAUUGGUACGAUAUAUCUGAGGAAACUUUAAAUAUUCCAAUUUAAUUUUGCUUUAGUAACUAUAAAGAAAUAAUUUUAAAGUAAAUAAGGGUUCGUAUUUUGGACAAAAAUUUAAGUUAAACUUGUGAUUUAUAUAUUUUGACGAAGUACGUGUAACAUCGAAAAGAAAUGGCUUUAGCAGAUGGGCCAUGUUAUACCAUUAUAAAUGGUGGUUUUUCGGCACCGUUCAAUGAAAUGCAAUUGAAACAAGAUUUAGAGAAAGGAGAUAUAAACUUAAAAAUAGAUACAUUAAAAAAGGUUAUUCAAUUGCUAUUAAACGGGGAACGGUUGAAAGGGUUGUUGAUGACCAUUAUCCGGUUUAUAUUACCACUGCAAAAUCAUACCAUCAAAAAGUUGCUUUUGAUUUAUUGGGAAAUCGUUCCCAAAACGACAGAUGAUGGAAAGCUGAAACAAGAAAUGAUUUUGGUUUGUGAUGCAUACAGAAAGGAUCUGCAACAUCCAAAUGAAUUUCUCAGAGGAUCAACACUUCGUUUUUUGUGUAAACUAAAGGAACCUGAACUUCUUGAGCCUCUCAUGCCUGCUAUCACAGCUUGUUUAGAUCAUAGACAUUCUUACGUACGAAGAAAUGCUGUUUUAGCGAUUUUUACCAUUUAUAAAAAUUUUGAAUGGUUAGUACCAGAUGCUCCAGAAUUAAUUGCAAAUUUUCUCGAUACACAACAAGAUAUGUCUUGUAAGAGAAAUGCUUUUCUUAUGUUACUUCAUGCUGAUCAAGAACGAGCUCUUAAUUAUUUGGCGUCCUGCCUAGAUCAAGUUAAUAAUUUUGGUGACAUUCUUCAACUGGUUAUUGUAGAACUUAUUUAUAAAGUUUGUCAUGCAAACCCAUCAGAACGUUCGCGUUUUAUACGUUGUAUUUACAAUUUGCUAAAUUCUUCGUCAAAUGCUGUUCGUUAUGAAGCAGCAGGUACAUUAAUUACUUUAUCUGCAGCACCAACGGCAAUCAAAGCAGCGGCUGGAUGUUAUAUAGAGUUAAUUGUUAAGGAAAGCGAUAAUAAUGUAAAAUUAAUAGUCCUUGACCGUUUAAUAGCUAUGAAAGAAAAUGAAAAUACUGAAAGAGUUAUGCAAGAUUUAGUAAUGGAUAUAUUACGUGUAUUAGCCGCUCCUGAUAUUGAAGUGAGAAAAAAAACCUUGGAACUAGCUAUGGAUUUGGUAUCUUCCCGAAAUAUAGAGGAAAUGGUUUUGGUUUUAAAAAAAGAAGUCACAAAAACCCAUAAUGUUGAACAUGAAGAUACUGGAAAAUAUAGACAACUUUUAGUUAGAACCUUACAUAGUUGUUCUAUUAAAUUUCCUGAUGUGGCUGCUGCAGUUAUUCCAGUUUUAGUUGAAUUUUUAUCAGACACCAAUGAAGCAGCAGCAGCUGAUGUGCUAGUUUUUGUUCGAGAGGCUAUACAGAAGUUCAGUUCUCUUAGGCCACUAAUUAUAGAAAAACUAAUUGAAGCUUUCCCAAUGAUCAAAUCAUCAAAAACUCAUAGAGCCGCUUUCUGGAUUUUGGGAGAGUAUAUUGAUUCAGCCAAUCAAAUACAAGAGUUUUUAAAUGUUUUGAAUAGUACUUUGGGAGAAAUACCAAUGGUUGAGGCGGAGCAGAGAAUUUUAGCUGGAGAUCAAGUUGAACAAGAACACAAAGCAGAUAAAGAAAACAUUCCAAGCAAUAAAGUGACAUCUGAUGGUACAUAUGCAACACAGAGUGCGUUUAGUGUAGCACCCGUUGUCAAAAAAGAAAAGCGUCCGCCAUUAAGACAAUAUCUUAUGGAUGGGGAUUUUUUUAUUGGAGCUGCUCUUGCUGCAACUAUGACAAAAUUAGUGUUGCGUUAUAUUGAACUUGAGUCUGACGUGAAAGAACAGAAUCGUAUUUGCACUCAAACUAUGCUUGUUAUGAGCUCUAUUUUACAUUUGGGAAAAUCUGGUUUCCCAGCGAAACCCAUUACUAAUGACGAUACAGAUCGCAUAUUUUUCUGUUUGAAAACUUUAAGCGAACGCACACCAGAUGCCGUCGAAAUAUUUCGCGAUAAAUGCAGGGAAGCACUUGGAAAAAUGUUAGAUGCUCACCAAGCGGAAGAAGCCCAAACACAAAAGGAUAAACAAAAAUUGAGUGCAAAAGUACAGCCAGAUGACCCAGUUCUUUUCCCUCAAUUAUCUGCAAAUAAUUGGCAGAGCCAGCUUGGAGAAAAUGUUUUUGAAUCUAGUUUGAAUCAAGCAUUAGCUGGAACUAAAUCAGCAAAUUUGUCUGAUGUUGCUUCACCAAAUAACAAAUUAAAUAAAGUAACACAACUAACGGGUUUUUCGGAUCCUGUAUAUGCAGAAGCCUAUGUUAAUGUCAAUCAAUACGAUAUAGUCCUUGAUGUUUUGGUUGUAAAUCAAACUAGCGAUACUUUACAAAAUUGUACGUUGGAAUUAGCCACAUUAGGUGACUUAAAAUUAGUUGAGAGACCACAUCCAGUUGUAUUAGCCCCCCACGAUUUUUGUAAUAUUAAAGCGAAUGUAAAAGUUUCUUCCACCGAAAAUGGAAUUAUUUUUGGAAGCAUAGUAUACGAUACAAAUACAACAUCAAAUGUAGUUGUUCUAAAUACAAUUCAUAUCGAUAUAAUGGAUUAUAUAAUUCCUGCAACUUGCACAGAUACAGAAUUUAGGCAAAUGUGGCAAGAUUUUGAAUGGGAAAAUAAGGUUACAGUUAAUACGACCUUUACGGAUCUUCAUGAAUAUUUAAAACAUUUAUUAAAAUGCACUAAUAUGAAAUGUUUGACGCCGGAGAAAGCUUUGUCAGGUAAUUGUGGAUUUAUGGCUGCAAAUAUGUAUGCUAGAUCUAUUUUUGGCGAAAACGCUCUUGCUAAUUUAAGUAUUGAAAAGCCAAUGGAUGACCCAGAUGCUAAAGUAACAGGCCAUAUCCGUAUUCGUGCUAAGAGUCAAGGAAUGGCACUUAGUUUAGGGGAUAAAAUAAGUUCAUCUCAAAAGCAAACUGUUCAAGCUGCUUAAAUUGAAAGUUUACUAUAUUCUAAUUAUUUUUUCCUAUUAUGUAUUUGUUCUUUAUAUGAUUAUGAAUAAAACUAUAUAACAUUCAAAAAAUUCUUGUUGAUCUUCAA
Messenger RNA from Condylostylus longicornis, 3147 nucleotides. It is a transcript of the gene betaCOP, whose product is annotated as coatomer subunit beta. Gene Ontology annotation, molecular function: structural molecule activity. The record is from RefSeq and is a predicted model, not a curated record. Gene Ontology annotation, biological process: intracellular protein transport; endoplasmic reticulum to Golgi vesicle-mediated transport; intra-Golgi vesicle-mediated transport. The transcript has 8 exons. The coding region runs from base 182 to 3040 and encodes 952 amino acids. Gene Ontology annotation, cellular component: COPI vesicle coat; cytoplasm. Lineage: Eukaryota; Metazoa; Arthropoda; Insecta; Diptera; Dolichopodidae.